Molecule: messenger RNA, 2477 nt
Organism: Argentina anserina (silverweed cinquefoil)
Lineage: Eukaryota; Viridiplantae; Streptophyta; Magnoliopsida; Rosales; Rosaceae
Product: L-type lectin-domain containing receptor kinase S.4-like
Exons: 1
Coding region: 70-2322 (750 amino acids)
Biological process (GO): protein phosphorylation
Cellular component (GO): plasma membrane
Molecular function (GO): carbohydrate binding; ATP binding; protein kinase activity
Source: RefSeq, a predicted model, not a curated record
AUGCAGAAACUUACAGUAACCCUUUUGCUGCUUUAUGUCACUCUCUUCAUCUUUCGUAUGUGAUGGCCCAUGUGCCCUAUUAAUCUAUUGACUACAUUCUUCAUUGCUGAUUGCUCUAAGAAACAAACCUAUCAUCUCUUUCAGAUUCAACAAAAACCAUCUAUACCAUGCUUAGACUUUCCUCAUAGGACAGCCCCACAUUUUCCAUCCCGGCCACCAGCCUCAUUCAAAACCCUCUUCCUUAGUUUCAACAACUGUGUGGAUCCAAAUGCUUUGAAGCUUGCACCUGACAUGGCAGCUCCUCUGAUAUUGUUCUGUGCUCUUCUGCUGCUCUCAAUAACAGCUUCAUCUCAGGUCAGUGAGCUCUUCUUCCCUGGUUUUAAACAUGUGGGCACCAACCUCACCUUGGAUGGAAUAGCAGAGUUUGAAGAUGAUCUUGGCAUUCUCAAAUUGACCAAUGACACCAGUAGACUAAUGGGGAGUGCCUUUUACGCUUCACCAAUUCGGUUCAAGAACUCCACAAAUGGCAAGGCCUUCUCUUUUUCCACUUCAUUUGCUUUCACCAUAGUUCCAGAGUAUCCAAAGCUCGGUGGCCACGGCUUUGCUUUCACAAUAGCACCAUCUAAGGAUCUCAACUCUCUGCCUAGCCAAUAUCUAGGUCUCUUCAAUCGCAGUGAUAUUGGCAACACAACCACACACAUCUUUGCAAUCGAAUUCGACACAGUUCAAGACUUUGAAUUUGGAGACAUUAACGACAACCAUGUUGGGAUCGACCUCAACAGCUUGAAAUCCAACGCCUCAGCUGAUGCUGGUUAUUACACAGAUGCUACAACCAAACAGAAAUUCAAUCUCAAGUGUGGGAAAGCCAUCCAAGCUUGGGUAGACUACGAUUCAGUUCAAAAUGUAAUUAAUGUUACAGUUUCACCACUUUCUUCCAAACCCAAAAACCCACUUCUUUCUUUCCAUGUAGAUCUCUCACCGAUAUUCGAAGAGUUUAUGUAUAUUGGAUUCUCAGCUUCAACAGGUCUACUUGCUAGCUCCCACUACGUUCUCGGCUGGAGCUUCAAGAUCAACGGACAACCUCAACCUCUUCAUUUGGCCUCUCUCCCCCAUAUCCCUGUACCCAAGAAUCACCACACAGCUACAAAAAUCGGAGUCUCGAUCGCAGCCAUUGCUCUGGCUCUGUCUGCAAUUUCCAUAACCAUCUACGUCUACAUCAAGAAGCUCAAGAACGCCGAGCCAAUCGAGUCAUGGGAGCUCGAGCUCGGCCCACACAGAUACUCCUAUCAAGAACUGAAGAAAGCCACGAAAGGGUUCAGAGGGAAAGAGCUUCUGGGAGAAGGCGGGUUCGGGCAAGUGUUCAAAGGAACACUCCCCAACUCCAAAACCCUUGUCGCCGUCAAACGUAUCUCGAAUGAUUCCAAACAGGGGUUAAAGGAGUUCGUGGCGGAAAUCGCUAGCAUUGGUCGGCUCCGACAUAGGAACCUUGUUCAGUUACUAGGUUGGUGUCGAAGAAGAGGUGACCUAAUGCUGGUCUAUGACUACAUGGAAAAUGGGAGCUUGGAUGCUUAUUUAUUUGAUGAGCCGAGAAUGGUGUUGAGUUGGGAGCAGAGGUUUGGGAUCAUAAAGGGGAUUGCUUCGGCGCUUCAUUAUUUGCAUGAAGAAUUUGAGCAAGUUGUGAUUCACAGAGAUGUGAAGGCGAGCAAUGUGUUGCUGGAUAGUGAAAUGAAUGGGAGGCUUGGGGACUUUGGGUUGGCGAGGCUGCAUGAACACGGGUCGAACUCGAAUACGACUCGGGUCGUGGGCACGCUCGGGUAUUUGGCUCCGGAGUUGCCGAGAACCGGGAAGGCGAGUACGGGCUCGGAUGUGUACGCGUUUGGGGCGCUUUUGCUGGAGGUGGUCUGCGGGCGAAGGCCCAUUGAGCCCAACGCGAAGCCCGAGGAGUUGGUUUUGGUGGAUUGGGUUUGGAAUUUGUAUAGAGAUGGGAAGGUGCUUGAGGUGGUGGAUCCUAGGCUUGAUGGGAUUUACGAUGUGGAGGAGGUGGUGAUGGUGGUGAAGUUGGGUUUGAUGUGCUCGGCCCAUGGGCCGAGGGCGAGGCCCAAUAUGAGGCUUGUGGUGAGGUAUUUGGAUGGGGAGGUUGAGAUUCCGGAGGAGGUAAAACGGCCGAGUGGGGCUAAUGUUCUCAGAUUUGAUGACUUUGUGAGCUCGUUUGCGUCAUCUUCUUCGUUUGAUAAGGUGAGUUGCUACUCAAAUAGAGAAAUGGAUGCUAGCUUUUCUCUGUCUACAUCGCCGGUCUAUCUUCUUCACGGGCAAACUAGAUAGAAUUCAGAUUUUAUAUUUUGUAUAAUUUGUGUUUGUGUUUGUGAUUUCUUUUAUGAGUUUUGUUGAUGAAAUGAUCACAAGAAUGAAAAUUUACAUGCAAAUAUUUGAAACCAAGUUCCUAACUAAGGAACAUAAGUAUAAAUAGUUUCUUUAAA